CGAGGGGUCGUCGAAGAAUCCAGUAAAUGGAAGCCCGGAGCACGAGCUGAGUGUCGCUGCUGACGUCACGGCGCUACAUUGAGAGCUCGCGCUGAGUUGUAAGCGCGAGCUCAGACGGAGGCGCGCGGCAUCAGAGGACACAACUACGAUGAGCUCCAGUCGGUGCGACGCUGCUGCUUUCUGACGGAAAAUACUACCGAGUUUUAUUCUUUUUUUCCGGUUACUUCUUUCUUCUUGCGACGUAAACAAACCGGCGGACAUUUUGGAGCAUUUCUCCUCCGCUUCGGGCUUCAACAUGUCCUCCGCGGCGGUCGCUGCCUCACGGAGGCAGUCCUGCUAUCUGUGCGACCUGCCCCGCAUGCCGUGGGCGAUGAUCUGGGAUUUUACCGAGCCGGUGUGCCGCGGAUGUGUCAACUACGAGGGGGCCGACCGGGUGGAAUUUGUUAUCGACACAGCCCGGCAGCUAAAGAGAGCCCACGGCUUCCAGGAGGGCCGCUCUCCGGGGCCGGGGAAGCCCCAGCACCCCGGGAAGGAGCUCAACCACUCGGCCGGAGACCCGGGCUCCCGUCCGCCGCAGCCUCUGGACCGCUACCCGCUGUCCGACCGGCCGCCGCGGCUGGGACCGGAGUACCAAGCGGGCAGGCAGGCGAACGGCCUCCCGGUGCCGAACGGAUUUCCAAAACCCGACGAACCCCCGGAGCUGAACCGACAAAGCCCCAACCCCCGCAGGACUAGCACGGUUCCUCCCAGCUUGGUGCCUUUGGUGAACGGCGGCAUACCGACCGUACACCCGCUCAACGGCCGCCCGGCGCAGAUGGGGCUUCCCGGGGUGCUUGCUGCGCCGGGCCCCGGGGAGCAUGGCAAGCGACCGGAGGAGCUGAAAGACAAACACCGGCCGGACAGCCUGUCGGACCUGUCGGACAGCCACAAGGACUGGAUGAGCAAAGGCAAGACGGUCCGGGACCUGAUGGCGCUGCACACCUUGGACAGCCGGUUCAAGAAGGAGCACGCGGCCAUGCAGCGGGUGAUGGGGUAUGAAAGCGCCUCCUCCUCCAAAACAGACAGGGGGAAGCACCCUCGGAGCAUGAAGAGGAAGGCCUCCCCAGAGCCAGAAGGCGAGGGCAGCGCCCCCAAGAUGAACGGCAGUGAGGGCCAACCUUGGCUCCCAUCACCAUCUGAGGUCCUGAAGAUGCCCCCUGCAGCCCUGCCCGGCUUCUCAGCUGCGCCCCCUUCCACCAUCUCCCCCCACUCACGCACCACGCCCCCUGAGGCCGCCACAGCGCAGAACGGUCAGUCCCCCAUGGCGGCCCUUAUCCUCGCCACCGACAACGCAGGCAGCACCGGCUCGCCUAAGGAUGGCAACCAGGUACACUCCACCACGGCGGGCGCGCGGCGGAACAGCGGCAGCCCGCUGUCUCCGUCCUCGGCCUCUCAGAGGAGGCUGGCCCAGAGGGAGGGGCCGGGGAGCGCCAACCCUUCUGGCCCACACGUGCCCGGCGGCAUGGACCCUCACGCGCCGCCGCCGCAGAGCAUUCCGGACUCUUCCGUGCCGCCCGGCAGCGUGCCGCUGUGCUGCACGCUGUGCCACGAGCGGCUGGAGGACACUCACUUCGUCCAGUGCCCGUCAGUGCCGUCCCACAAGUUCUGUUUCCCCUGCUCCCGGGAAAGCAUCAAGCAGCAGGGCGCCACCGGCGAGGUGUACUGCCCCAGCGGCGAGCGAUGCCCGCUGGUCGGCUCCAACGUACCCUGGGCCUUCAUGCAGGGUGAAAUAGCCACCAUCUUGGCCGGGGACAUAAAGGUAAAAAAGGAGCGGGACCCUUAAAAUGUUCACCAGCUGUUUUUUCUUGAACUUUUUUCCUUUUUUGUAAUUCAACUACGGCAACAACAGCAGGACAUAAAGCAACACACACACACACACACACACACACACACCAGUCAUCCAGAGAGCCCCAGACAAACUGACGGACAUGUACAUAUUGGACACAAGGGAAGUGUAUACUUCGUAAACAUGGCUGUAUAAUUUUUUUGAUUUUUCUUUUUCAAUACAUUGUGUUUCUAUAUUUUUGAAGAUGAAAGGUAUGUACUCCUCAUAACAGACCCCCCCUCCCUCCCCCACCCCCACAUCACACUUGUUUCUUUUCUGUCGGUGUACUUUAGGUCUGGAGACAGUCCCUGUCAAACAUAGAAUGUGACUAAUCUGAGCACUUGGCAAAAAAAUUAAUAAAAAAAACAAACAAAAGAAAAAAUGCUUCUAGCUGUACAUGUAUGCACUUGUUUAAGAAAAAAAAAACUUGCCAAAUACAGUUUCAGACCUUGUAAUAACA
Molecule: messenger RNA, 2324 nt
Organism: Thunnus maccoyii (southern bluefin tuna)
Lineage: Eukaryota; Metazoa; Chordata; Actinopteri; Scombriformes; Scombridae
Product: interferon regulatory factor 2-binding protein 2-B-like
Exons: 2
Coding region: 296-1822 (508 amino acids)
Biological process (GO): regulation of transcription by RNA polymerase II
Cellular component (GO): nucleus
Molecular function (GO): transcription corepressor activity
Source: RefSeq, a predicted model, not a curated record